CCCAGGACCCUGCAUUCACUAUAUUUGGUCUCACACAGAACCUGUAUUCACUACAUCUGGUCUCCCAGGACCCCGCAUUCACUACAUCUGCUCUCCCCGGACCCCGCAUUCACUACAUCUGGUCUCCCAGGACCCCGCAUUCACUACAUCUGGUCUCCCAGGACCCCGCAUUCACUACAUCUGCUCACCCAGGACCCCGCAUUCACUACAUCUGGUCUCUCCGGAGCCCGCAUUCACUACAUCUGCUCACCCAGGACCCCGCAUUCACUACAUCUGCUCACCCAGGACCCCGCAUUCACUACAUCUGCUCUCCCCGGAGCCCGCAUUCACUACAUCUGCUCUCCCCGGAGCCCGCAUUCACUACAUCUGCUCUCCCCGGAGCCCGCAUUCACUACAUCUGCUCACCCAGGACCCCGCAUUCACUACAUCUGGUCUCCCCGGAGCCCGCAUUCACUACAUCUGGUCUCCCCGGAGCCCGCAUUCACUACAUCUGGUCUCCCCGGAGCCCGCAUUCACUACAUCUGCUCUCCC
Messenger RNA from Staurois parvus, 531 nucleotides. NCBI's taxonomy places the organism in Eukaryota, Metazoa, Chordata, Amphibia, Anura, Ranidae. The record is from the annotation of a GenBank genome assembly.